Molecule: messenger RNA, 606 nt
Organism: Setaria italica (foxtail millet)
Lineage: Eukaryota; Viridiplantae; Streptophyta; Magnoliopsida; Poales; Poaceae
Product: aspartic proteinase nepenthesin-2-like
Exons: 1
Coding region: 1-606 (201 amino acids)
Cellular component (GO): extracellular region
Source: RefSeq, a predicted model, not a curated record
AUGAAGAAGGCGGCGUGGCGCAAGUUCAAAGACUACCUCAAGUCGCUUUCUGAAGGCCAGAAGACCGACGGUAAACUGGAGAUCGCCGCUGACACCACCAGCUACUUUAUCUUCAACCUCUCCGUCGGUACGUCAUCCCCGCAGAACAUAUCCGGGAUCCUGGACAUCACCACCCCGCUUGUGUGGUCGCAGUGCGCGCCUUGCACCGCCUGCCUGCCGCCGCCAGCGCCGACCUUCCGGCCCAAUCUGUUGCCCACCUUCGCGGGGCUACCUUGCGCCAGCCAGACUUGCCAGCGCAUGCUCAAUCAGACAUGCGCCGCUGAUGCCUGCGGGUACAUUGGCGUCUACGGCGACGACACCAACACGACCGGCUACCUCGCCACCGACACGUUCACGUUCGAUAAUGUCUCCGUCCCCAUGGUCUUUGGCUGCAGCGGCGCGAGCACCGGCGAAUUCUCCGAUGCAUCCGGAAUCUUUGGCUUCAGCAGGCGCCCCCUGUCCCUGGUGUCGCAGCUCGAGCUCUCCUGGUUCUCCUACUUGUGGGCGUCUGACGACUCCAGCGACGACAGCUUCAUCAAAUUCGGAGUGAUAACGCAACGCGGAUGA